AUGAAGUCGUAUUCCUCCCUUGUGACCCUGGUGGUCCUAACCUUGGCCGGCACCUGUCUUAGCCAGCCCGAGGCCAAGCCCCUAGCCAAGGUCCAAGCUCGACCCGGCUACACGCUCGCUGCCGACCUCAACAUCCGCAACAUUGGCACUGCGAGCCUCCAGUGGGAAAAGGGAGUCGACAACUCGGGUCAACUCUGCAUGGACUUUGUCGCUGGUAAACCAAGGCCCGAGUCGUGGGCGCUCGAGAGGGAGGUAGUCCGGGGAAAGAAGCGAGACGGCUACACGCAAGCCGUCAACGAUCCGACGAAAUGCGUUGUCGUCGGCCCGGACGGGAUCGAUGCCUGGAACGAUCUGAUCUUCGGACACAAGGAUGACACGCGUCCCGGACACGAGGACGUUGUCCAUUACUCGUUGCUCUUCUACAUGCCUGGCUACAAGCAAGGCAGCGACCCCCUCAAGAUCACGCUGACGGAGAACUUCAAGCACUACUGA
Messenger RNA from Pseudozyma flocculosa PF-1, 492 nucleotides. RefSeq lists its product as uncharacterized. NCBI's taxonomy places the organism in Eukaryota, Fungi, Basidiomycota, Ustilaginomycetes, Ustilaginales, Ustilaginaceae. The record is from RefSeq and is a predicted model, not a curated record. The transcript has 2 exons. Bases 1 to 492 code for a protein of 163 amino acids.